This is a messenger RNA of Photinus pyralis (common eastern firefly), 689 nucleotides long. RefSeq lists its product as uncharacterized. NCBI's taxonomy places the organism in Eukaryota, Metazoa, Arthropoda, Insecta, Coleoptera, Lampyridae. The record is from RefSeq and is a predicted model, not a curated record. The coding region runs from base 180 to 674 and encodes 164 amino acids. The transcript has 3 exons.
AUAUACGUUUCCUGCAAAAGCGUGCAAGUGUCAGGACAAUGGUUGAUAUGUGUGUGAGAACGUCCUUGAUGUUAUUUCAGAAUCUCUCUUUUGCUAACUCCAACAAAAACCUUCACAUAUAUACCUAGGGGUAGUCAUAGUCAUUUUGCAGCACAAGUGUUAAUCUGCACGUUAUCGUCAUGUCUUCAACCAAACGCGCCAACAACAAGUUGACUUUAAAGAAAAGUGCAACGAGUAAGAAGCCUUACAUAAAUGCCUGUGGGGGUGGUGGACGCUCAAUCUUAAAGAUCGCCUUAGAAAAACCUACAAAGUUAUCCGAUGGUGAUGUGAUCAACCUCCUCACGGAAGAUAAAGAAGGACAUCCGGAAAGAACAAUAGCUACCACCACCACCACCACCACAAAUGAACUGGAAGAUUUUCUAAAAGAAUAUGAGGGAAAUUUCAAUCAUGUUUACGCUCCUCCAAUUACAACGAUUCCUCCAUCUCACAUGAGACCACCGGUGAUAGAUCCCAGACAUGGCCAGCAACAACAACACCAACAACAGUUAAGACAGUCAGUAUCCAUCAGUACAAAUAUUGGAGCAUAUUAUAAUUCCUGCGCCGCUACCCCAGGCAAAUACUCAAACGCAGCCGUCAGAAAUGGUAGCUUUACAUCCACAAUCCGCGAUGGGUGACAUGCAUCAAUUUCC